Molecule: messenger RNA, 1038 nt
Organism: Trichomycterus rosablanca
Lineage: Eukaryota; Metazoa; Chordata; Actinopteri; Siluriformes; Trichomycteridae
Gene: gpr68
Product: ovarian cancer G-protein coupled receptor 1
Exons: 1
Coding region: 1-1038 (345 amino acids)
Biological process (GO): G protein-coupled receptor signaling pathway; cellular response to pH
Cellular component (GO): membrane
Molecular function (GO): G protein-coupled receptor activity
Source: RefSeq, a predicted model, not a curated record
AUGCCAAACAUGUCUGACGAACAAAUUGACUGCACUAUUAACCAUGAUAUUCACCAGUACCUCUUCUCCUGGACUUACAUUUUGGUCCUGCUGGUGGGCCUUCCAACCAACGCCUACUCACUCUACCAUGCCUGGCUGCAGCUGAGAGCUCGCAACGAGCUGGGUGUCUACCUGCUAAACCUGACUGUGUCGGAUCUGCUCUACCUUGCCUCUCUGCCUCUUUGGCUGCAGUACAUAUUCCAAGGUGAUGACUGGAGGUAUAGUGAGUGGGCCUGCCAGGUGUGUGGCUUUCUUCUCUACGAGAACAUCUAUGUCAGCAUUGGCUUUUUGUGUUGCAUCUCUAUAGAUCGCUACCUGGCUGUGGUCUACCCCCUUCGCUUUUCCUCUCUUCGCACUAUGAAAGCGGCAGCGCUGGUCAGUGCCGUGGUGUGGCUCAAGGAGCUUGGUUUGGGAGUCAUCUUUUUUCACCACAAGGAGCUGAGCAGGGACAAGUCAAACCAGUCAGUAUGCUUCGAGCACUACCCCAUGCAAUCAUGGGAACACCCUAUCAACUACUACCGCUUCUAUGUGGGCUUUCUGUUUCCAUUUGGAAUCCUUUCCGUGUCCUACUUUCGGGUUUUGCGGGCUGUGGGAAAGAGUGCAGGGACACAGACCUCACAGAAAAUCCGCAUUAAGUACUUGGUGACAAGCACUAUUAUUAUAUUUUUGGUAUGUUUCUCACCAUACCACAUCUUCCUGCUUGUGCGAACACUUAUAGAAAGAGAAUGCUCCUUUAUUGAAAAGAUCUUCAAUUACUACCAUUUCUCACUUUUGCUUACUAGCUUUAAUUGUAUUGCCGACCCAGCGCUUUACUGCUUUGUCAGUGAAAGCACGCAGCGCAGCAUUCAACAGGCUGUGGAGGCCUGCGCCCAUAUUUUUUGCUGCUGCUCCAAAUGUGAGGGAAGCUAUAACACAGAUUCUACCGAAGCUGCAGCACCCAACAAUGUUCCAGGCACGUCUGUAGUUAUGCUGCUGCAGCAGACCAAAGUGGAAAUGUGA